UAACAUGCGGAACUCAUCACUUUUAAAAAACCUUCUUAAAAUGCUUUAUUUUAGAAACCAACUUGGCCUGACGAGAACAAUGAAACCUCUGUCUGUUCUUCUCUAUGUACUUCUAAUUGAUAAAAGCUUUCAAGUCAGAAUCGGUCAGUCACGGAGAGCAGUUUCCGAAUCAUGCAGGUAUAACUGUGGAUAUGGACUUCGCACUUGUUCAUGUGAGAACUCCUGCCGGUACGAGAGAAACUGUUGCUAUGACUACAACAACUACUGUAACUACUACAGCUGGCCACGCGCAAUACCUACUGCUGCAACAACAGAUGUGAAUUACUCUUGCCAGCAUAAAUGUGGAAUAGACCUCGGCAAAUGUUCAUGUUACAGCUCAUGUCAGUACCAUGGCAACUGUUGCCCUGACUUUAAUUGGUAUUGCCCAGUGGCCUCAACAUUACAGCCAGCCAUGACAAAAGCAUCAAGUAGCCCAACCAGUGACUGGGAAUGGACAGCAUCGAGUAGUAACACGGGAAGUGGCUUGAAAUCGACAGAAGGAUACAAUGAAUGUGGUGGCACAUUGACAGAUUGGAUGGGUGAAUUUUCUAGCCCUCAGUACCCUAGUAACUAUCCUGAUAAUGCACGAUGCACAUGGACCAUUCACAGCACAGGACAAAGAACAGUGCUGUUGAACUUCACCUUUGUUGAUUUGGAAACAUGCUGUGAUUACAUCAAAGUAUUUGAUGGUCAUAUUUCACGUGGACGUUUACUAGGAAAACUGCCAGAGAACAGGAGACAAACUUUUAAAUCAACUCAGAAUGAAAUGACUGUGGUUUUCUACAGUGAUGGCAGUGUAGCAAGAAGAGGAUUUCAUGCAAACUGGAUCUUUGUAGAUUCCAAUUCAUGCAGGUAUAACUGUGGAUAUCGACUUAGCACUUGUUCAUGUGAGAAUUCCUGCCGGUACAAGAGAAACUGUUGCCAUGACUACAACGACUACUGUUAUGACUACUACAGCUGGCCAGGCGCAACACCUGCUGCAACAACAGAUGUGAAUUACUCUUGCCAGUAUAACUGUGGAGUGGACCUCGGCAACUGUUCAUGUUACAGCUCAUGUCAGUACCAUGGCAACUGUUGCCCUGACUUUAAGUGGUAUUGCCCAGUGGCCUCAACAUUACAGCCAGCCAUGAUAAAAGGAAAUCAGUGUGGAGGACAUUUGUAUGGUUCUGGACAGUUUUUCAGUCCUAAUUACCCAAACUCUUACUAUAACAAUGCCGACUGUGUGUGGUAUCUCUCUGCUCAGCCAGGACAGAGGAUCGUCCUGUCAUUUGCUAAUGUACAACUGGAGAAUUGUUGCACCUGUGACUACAUCUCUGUACAUGAUGGUUCUUCCACUGGUUAUCCAGAGCUGGGAAGGAUCUGCGUUAAUGACACCACUAAUGAGACGUUUCACUCAUCUUCCCAAUACAUGACUGUUGUCUUCAGGAGUGACUCCUCUGUUGUCAACCAUGGUUUUAAGGCCCUGUUCACAAGCUCUCUGACCGCGGAUAAAGGUCGUGUGGAUUGUUCCUCAGACAACAUGGUCAUUGUCAUUCAAUUGUCAUACCUGAACUUACUGGGAGUCAAUGGAAAUGACCUUUAUGUGGAUGACCAUCAGUGCAGACCCACCAUUACCAGUAAUGAGGUUGUGUUCCGCUUUCCUCUCGACACAUGCGGCAGUGGUAGAGAGAUAAGGAAUGGUUGUGUGACUUACACCAACAAUGUGCGUGCGUCUAAGUCUCAGUCAGAUGAGAUCACUCGUCAGUCACAGUUUCUGCUACGUGUGAGCUGCAGAAUGGAGCCAGAGACUAUGGUGCAGAUACUAUACAAGACCAGAAAAAAUGUCAAUGCCAGUAUCAUGGGAACGGGUCACUUCAAUGCCAGCAUGGCCUUCUACAGCUCCAGCAGUUUCAACCAAAAAAUUUAUGACUCACCGUAUGAGGUGAACCUUAACCAGAACUUGUAUGUUCAGGUACAGCUAAAUAGAGCUGAUAGGAGUCUGAAUAUCUUCCUGGACACAUGUGUUGCCUCUCCAGAUCCAAAUGAAUUCCAAGCCCGCUCCUAUUACCUGCUGCGUAAUGGAUGCUCCAGAGACAGCACAUAUUAUUCCUACAUCAACGGUCAGCAGUAUUACGCUCGGUUCCACUUCAAGGCUUUUAAGUUCCUUCGGACUCACGCAUCUGUGUACCUGCAGUGUAAGGUGAUCAUUUGCCCAGAAAAUGAUUACAACUCUCGGUGUCGCCAGGGCUGCCGAUGGCGACGCAAGAGGUCGCUUGAAUCCAACCACCACACCAAUACUGUGAUACUGGGGCCAAUCAAACUCAGAGAUCAGAAGGUUGAAGGCCUGGUGUGAAGCGGGAUGGGAAAAGAACGCAAAUAAGUGAUCGUCUUCAGUUUCUGAGGCUCUUGAUUAUAAUAUUAAUCAAUCUUUAUUAACUAAUCAAAUAAAUCAAAAUCAAAAUCAAUAAAAAAAAAUUAAACAGC
Molecule: messenger RNA, 2502 nt
Organism: Misgurnus anguillicaudatus (oriental weatherfish)
Lineage: Eukaryota; Metazoa; Chordata; Actinopteri; Cypriniformes; Cobitidae
Source: RefSeq, a predicted model, not a curated record